Molecule: messenger RNA, 504 nt
Organism: Paramecium pentaurelia
Lineage: Eukaryota; Ciliophora; Oligohymenophorea; Peniculida; Parameciidae
Source: the annotation of a GenBank genome assembly
AUGAAUAAUUAAUCAAAAGCAAAGAAAAAAAUAAAAUCACAAAAAGAAUUACACUCAAAUCAAGAUAGAUAAGAUCGAUUUUAAAGUGGAUUCUUGAAAAAAGAAACAGAUAAAUCACUCUAAAAUCAAUCAUAGUAGUAGAGUGACAUCAAUAAAAUUAGUAAAGAGUAAUUAAUAAAAUAAUUUCCAAAUAAGAUGUUAAAUAUGCUUUCAUCAUAGUUUAAAAAAUUAGAAUAGAGUUCAAGUAAUUUAAAAUUAAUGCAAAUUAAUAAAGAUGUGUAACCUCCUGAUUUGAAUUUAAAUCAAAUUAUUGUUUAAUAUCAUAGUGAUAUUUUCACCUAAUAUUCAUAAUAUUAAUAAAGUCAAGAUUAACUAUUAGCUGAUUUUAUUAAAGGAAAUCCUGAAAGAAAUUAAUAAUUUUAAUAAUUUAAUCCACUUAAAAUGCCUAAUCCUUUUACUUCUAAACUUCAAAAGUUAGAAGAAUUAUUAACAUAAAUUUAAUGA